AUGGUACCUGAAUGCAUGACGAUGUCACCCUCUGUAAGUGUUCUCAAGCGGGACAUUCCAUGGGAGACAUAUAUGUCAACUAAGCUGAUCACUUCGACAUGCCUUCAGCUUUUAAGGCGUUAUGAUCACAAACCAGAAAGUCAGAGAGGUCCGUUGCUUGAUGAGGAUGGGCCAUCGUAUGUUCGUGUUUUUUUGAAUAUUUUGCGAAGCAUCUCCAAGGAAGAGACUGUGGAAUAUGUGCUUGCCCUCAUUGAUGAGAUGCUUGCAGCGAAUCCUAAACGAGCAGCACUGUUCUACGACAACUCUCUCUCUGGUGAAGACAUUUACGAUCCUUUCCUAAGGUUGCUCUUGAAAGGUAACUGGUUCGUACAGGAGAAGAGCUGUAAGAUAUUAACUCACUUAAUAAGUGCGAGACCUAAGCUUCAGAACGGCAUGGUUCCAAAUGGAGAGGCUUCAAAUUCAAAGAGCAAGCUUACAUCAAUUCAUGAUGUGUUAAAGGGCUUGGUUGAUUGGCUCUGUUCUCAGCUCAGGAGCCCCACCCAUCCAAACUGUUCUAUUCCUACUGCUACCCAUUGUCUUGCCACUUUGCUGAAGGAGACAUAUGUUCGAACCUUAUUUGUUCAGGCAGAUGGUGUAAAACUGCUCAUUCCUUUAAUAUCUCCAGCCUCAACACAACAGUCAAUUCAGCUCCUCUAUGAAACUUGCCUUUGUAUCUGGCUUUUAUCCUUCUAUGAUGCAGCCGUUGAUUAUUUGUCCACUACAAGGGUUAUGCCAAGACUUUUAGAUGUUGUCAAAGGCUCUACUAAAGAGAAGGUUGUCCGAGUUGUUGUGAUGUCCUUCCGCAAUUUGUUGGCAAAGGGUGCAUUUGCUGCCCAAAUGAUUGAUCUUGGGUUGCCGCAUAUAGUACAGAAUUUGAAAGCUCAAGCAUGGAGUGAUGAGGAUUUGUUAGAUGCACUGAAUCAACUGGAAGUGGGUCUCAAAGAGAACCUUAAGAGGUUGAGCUCAUUUGAUAAGUACAAACAGCAAGUGCUUCUUGGCCAUCUUGAUUGGUCUCCAAUGCACAAAGACCCAAAUUUCUGGCGAGAAAAUAUCACCAACUUUGAGGAAAAUGAUUUCCAGAUCCUACGUGUCCUUAUGACAGUCAUUGACACAUCAACCGACACCACUGCUCUUGCGGUUGCCUGCUAUGACCUCUCACAGUUCCUUCAGUACCACCCUUCUGGCCGCUUAGUGGUGGCAGACCUCAAGGCGAAGGACCGAGUCAUGAAACUCAUGAACCACGACAAUGCCGAAGUUAGGAAGAACUCCCUGCUCUGUGUGCAGAGGCUCUUCCUCGGCGCCAAGUAUGCUAGCUUCCUGCAGGUGUAA
Messenger RNA from Triticum turgidum subsp. durum (durum wheat), 1368 nucleotides. The record is from the annotation of a GenBank genome assembly. NCBI's taxonomy places the organism in Eukaryota, Viridiplantae, Streptophyta, Magnoliopsida, Poales, Poaceae.